Molecule: messenger RNA, 3028 nt
Organism: Austrofundulus limnaeus
Lineage: Eukaryota; Metazoa; Chordata; Actinopteri; Cyprinodontiformes; Rivulidae
Product: cyclin-T2
Exons: 9
Coding region: 119-1882 (587 amino acids)
Biological process (GO): regulation of transcription by RNA polymerase II
Molecular function (GO): cyclin-dependent protein serine/threonine kinase regulator activity
Source: RefSeq, a predicted model, not a curated record
AACCGGUGUCAGCCAGGCGUCUCGUUGUUCCGGUGCCGCUGUCGGCUUCCAUCGGCUCUGCUCCUUCCCCGGCCGGUGCUAACCCUAACACCGUCGGGGGCUCGGCUGCGGAAGCGUAAUGGCGGUGCACCGGGGACCCUCCACGAAAUGGCUUUUCACCCGGGAGCAGCUGGACAACACGCCGUCCCGACGCUGCGGGAUCGAGGCCGACAGGGAGCUCUCCUACCGACAGCAGGCCGCCAACCUGAUCCAGGACAUCGGCCAGCGACUGAACGUGUCUCAACUCAUCAUCAACACCGCUAUAGUUUACAUGCAUAGGUUUUAUAUGAUCCACUCUUUCACCAAAUUCCACAGAAAUAUCAUUUCCCAGACCACGUUAUUCCUGGCAGCCAAAGUUGAGGAGCAGCCCAGGAAGCUGGAACACGUCAUUAAAAUAGCYCAUGCCUUCAUUAACCCCCAGGAGCCGGUCCUCGACACUAAAAGCAGCGCGUUCCAGCUGCUGGCACAAGAGCUCGUAACCCUGGAAACAAUAGUGCUGCAAACGCUGGGUUUUGAAAUAACAAUUGAUCAUCCUCACACAGAUGUUGUGAAAUGUUCCCAGCUAGUGCGAGCAAGCAAGGAUUUGGCUCAGACUUCCUAUUUCAUGGCUACCAACAGUUUGCACCUCACCACCUUCUGCCUGCAGUACAGGCCCACCAUUGUUGCAUGUGUCUGCAUCCACCUGGCCUGUAAAUGGUCCAACUGGGAGAUCCCCGUGUCCACAGACGGGAAACACUGGUGGGAGUACGUGGACCGCACCGUGACACUCCAGCUGCUAGAUGAGCUAACCCACGAGUUUCUUCAGAUUCUGGAGAGGACGCCCAGUAAGCUGAAGAGGAUCCGGAACUGGAGGGCGAUUCAAGCAGCUAAGAAACCAAAGAGCGAAGGCGCGACUGUGGAGAGUGCCUUCCAGGGGACGUCUUUAGAAGGUCUUCCUGGUGUCACCAACUCCUUCUUCCCCUCCACCUCCACAUCAGACUCCACAGAAAUGUCUGCCAUCACGGGCCCAUACGGCUUGUACCAGCCUCUCAGUGAACAGUCCAAGUCUUGUAGCUACGACCAGUUCUCCCAGCCGCCCCCCUCAGACUUCACACUGGUCAAACACAAACACAAAGCUGCGGCGGGCUCCGGCGCUGAACACCAGCAAGUUGGUGCAAACGCAGCAGCUUUUUCACGAUCGCAGAAAGUCCUGACUCUAGAAAAGUACAGGGAGAAACACGCAGCAGAGCUGGCCUUGCAGAACGGGGUGAAGGAGGAGCUCAACACGGACGUGUACGCGGCCCCCACUGUGGCGUCCCACCACCACAGGAAACGCUCUCAGCCGCAGCAGGCAGCUCAGUCUGGUGAGGGCAGGAGGGAGAAGGCCAGCUCCAAAAAGCCCCGACACGCACCUUCCUACGUAGAGAACGGCUCCGCCGCCGGCGAGGAGUUCAAAAUGCGGAUUAAAGUUUCGUCUGAAACGUCCGGCAAAGACAAGCACAAAGAGCACAGUGGCCACCGCCACGCCAAACACUCGUAUUCCCUCAGCGGACAUGGCAGAGGGGCCGUGGACAAUGCCUCCUUUUCCGUUCGAGCUCCCAGCAGCCACUGCAACAACGGGAGUUCAUCCAGCUCAUCCCGCAAGAGACAGCACUCUGACAACCACCACCACUCGUCUAAGAGCAGCAGGUCCUCCAAAGGAGGCCUGGGCUCGGCCCACUACUCGUCUGACGUGGGCCAGAGGAUGAUGGAGCUCCACGACGGAACGAACGGGAUGCUGAUGUCCAACGGCCAACACACCGAUUACAAAAACACCUUUGACAUGCUGGACUCUUUACUAAGUGCCCAAGGAAUGAACUUGUAACUCUGAGCCCCUCAGAGCUGUCUGAGAUAAGGUAUUACCAUGUUUUAUAAAGUUUAAAARUGAAUUUAUUUGUCUUAAGUUAUCUGAAUUCCGCUUCACCCUCGGUCUUGUCCACACACUGAUUUCUUGAUGAUUCUUGUGAAAUCCAGAGCCGUGUACUCCUACUUUGCAACACUAAAYGUGUUUGAGGCGUUUUAUUGCAGUUAGGAUGUUAAAACAAAAAAAGGGUGACAGAUUUUAAUGUGCAUGUUGUUAAGUCACAGAAAGGAAGACACUGCUUUUAUUAUUUUAACUGUUCGUUUUAUUUGAAAAGAAAAAUCAUCUCAGGUCUUAAAACUUUUUUUUAGGAUUAAAAAAAAAACAAUAUCUUCCUAUUGCGAAGUUGGAUUUUUCCAGAGUACAUUGCUAGUUUGCAACAAAUGUAACUCCAUUUGCUGUUAAAUGGUCCAAAAGGGCCGCGCUCAAAACCUAUAUCGCAGACUCAUUAUCGAACUACAGACCAAGUUUAAAACUGCUGUGGAAGUGCAUCCAAGACAUUGCAGGCUAAAUUGCUCGAAAAAAAAAGUCUUGUGAUUGUUCUUAGUCAAUUUUACUGUUCAGUAUAAUAAAUGUUAUCUACAAACAGAAAARUGAUUUCUAAAACUGUGUAUAUAGGACUAGUUCAGAAGUUAAACUGUUGCAUCCAGUCCAAACUAUUCUGUUGUAAUACGAGAUCCAAAGUGGACAUUGAUUGAUUUGAUGAUCGUACCCCUGAUUUGUGUACCAGAAGCUCAAAUAAAUUAUACAAAAGGGAUUUUUUUACUCUAUGGUCAUUUUAUGUUCUUUAAAAAUCUUGUUACUCUACAGAUAAUAGUCUUGAAAAAUAUAUAGUGACGUUGAAGAUCGUUCAGUGUUGGGGUUCCCCAAACAGUGGACCAUUUUCUCCAUCUAGACCCUAAACUAGGCCAUACUUUUGGAAACUGUGGCAGAGGAUUGCUAUGGAUACAAAAUAUUGUUGCAGAAGAUUUGGGUGGUCGAGCCAAGUCACAAAGAAACUGAAUGAUGAAAGAACAGUAUUUGAGUCUGUCCUGGGUUGCAGAGWUAAAUGAAAAUAGUGAAAUUCAUUUCAAAAAUUUAAAAAAAUAAAUAAAAUAACACGAGCAUCAA